UGACAGAGUGGGAAAGCCUCGCCUUUUUUGUUUGGUGUUCACAGUAAAGACGUUAACUCCAACACACAAACUCGACUGUAAUAAAGAAGGAAAUUACUUUGAAGACAUGUUGCUAUUGUACGUUACUACUGUUUGGUGCGUCUUGUUUGGUGGUGAGUAUAAAUCAUACAGCCUCGCAGAAGGAAUGCUACAGGUUCAGUUUUUUCAACAGCAAAGUCAUCUCGCUUUGCCAGACCUUACUCCUCAUCUCAGCGGAGGAGGGUCUGGCUAGACCACACAGCAUCCCAGGACGUAAUGGGAGAAGAAUGUGCUCUGGUUUAUUGGCAUUUCUUUAAACCAAUGAUAAUCGUCCUGGGCAGCGCUAAGCACUGCAAGGAGCCCCAGUGCCGUUGGAAAAUAGCCUAGAAGUCUUCCACAUAUCCAGAGGUUCAUCUGCUGAGGUUUACCAAAGAAGUGAAUGCUAUGGCCAAUUUGUGAGAUUCCCAUAUACUUAUACGCCACCUCAUUUUAAUGGACAGUUGUACUUCACUCCGAAGAAGGGUGGAUCCAGGAAGCUAGUGAUGGAUAAGGAUGAAGCUAAGGACCCACGACUCAAAAUUUCCAUUGGCUCAGUUGUACUCACAGAUUUGACAGAAAGAGAUGAGGGAAUGUUUUCUGUCUCAUUUGCCAAUGCUAUGCCAUACGAUAUUAUCAAUCUGGAAAUUUUGGAUUGUGCUUACGAGGCGUAUAAAAAAUACGGGACCUCAUAUGGCACUGUUAUUCCUGGACAAACUGAAUACAUAGAGUUCCUUCACUUUCACAGUAAGGACCUGCCGAUAGUCCUAUGGAAUCUCUCCGACCCUCAGGCCAAUAAAGGAAGCAGAUGGCGGAUGAGGGGUUUAAUCUGGGAGAUUAUGUAUCUCACUUAUGCAGAUGGCGGCUACUACAACUUCAGAAAAAAAGACAAAACAGUGCUAACUAGGGAACGGAUUCGAGUAUUAGUGAAUGACAGACGCUAUUCAACAAAGGUGAAAACGCAGUUCGUCAUUGAUAUUCCUCCGGGGGAUGCCACGUGGACUGUGACUUUUACAACGUCAGGGGGAGAUAAAAAGAACACAUUGAUGGAAGCAGGCAAUUUGGUCACAGACAAUAGGAGGAUUCGGAUCAUGCCUGAGGGCAUAGAGAUUAAUCCUGUAAAUAUCUCAGAUUCUGGCACCUUUGAGUUCAGAGACCAGCAAGGUGUCCUGGUUCAGACUGUGGAGUUGGUGGUAGAGGAAGAACCUCCUCCUGUCCUUCAACCAUAUGUUUAUAUUGCAAUCACCGGCGGGAUUAUCUUUGCGAUGGUUUUCUGCUGUUGCUGUGUGAAAAGCUGCUGUUGUAAUAACAGCUCUUCCAAAAUGGACGAGUCUGCUCCUCAGACUGCAGCCGCAACUGAUGUUUAUUACCAUGAUUCUAUUCAACCUGAAGGCCCAAGUUACUCUGCUGCACCUGCUCCAGAUAACUCUUAUCAGCCAAUGAAUUCCUUUGUUUCUGGAGAACAUACAACUACCCCCCUUGAGCCAUCGGUUGAAUCUCUAGGUGAGCAGGGAGGCGAUCCAGCUCCUACACUUGGCUCUGAUUGUUGCUCCUCAGACCCUGUGCCCAAGUUUGAGCUCAAUAGACAGUACAUUCCCUCUGCACUCCCCCUCGUUUCAGACUCAACUUCCUGUGACGUUUACACCUCAGAUAAACUCAACUUCAACUUUCUGUAAGGGGCACAAGGUAAAUUAAAGUAAUGCAGAGUAGAAUUUACAGUUGUGCGCAGGCAUGGCAAGAGUACUCACUUUCUGUACUCAAUUAAAAGUACAGAUACUUAAAAAAUACUCUGGUAAAAGUAGAAGUACUGAUUUAACUUAUUUACUCAAGUAAAAGUAACAAAGGACAGGCUUGGAAAUAUACCUAAAGUAUAAAAGUAAAAGUAGUCCCAGCUGAAAAACUCCAGUGGACAUGGAAAAAGGCUCCUUAUAUUACAUUGGCUACAUUUUAAAUGGA
Molecule: messenger RNA, 2010 nt
Organism: Etheostoma cragini (Arkansas darter)
Lineage: Eukaryota; Metazoa; Chordata; Actinopteri; Perciformes; Percidae
Exons: 9
Coding region: 561-1730 (389 amino acids)
Source: RefSeq, a predicted model, not a curated record